Diabrotica virgifera virgifera (western corn rootworm) is the source of this 4778-nucleotide messenger RNA. RefSeq lists its product as uncharacterized. Gene Ontology annotation, molecular function: enzyme binding. The record is from RefSeq and is a predicted model, not a curated record. NCBI's taxonomy places the organism in Eukaryota, Metazoa, Arthropoda, Insecta, Coleoptera, Chrysomelidae. The transcript is spliced from 10 exons. Bases 470 to 4585 code for a protein of 1371 amino acids. Gene Ontology annotation, biological process: resolution of meiotic recombination intermediates; meiotic DNA double-strand break processing; interstrand cross-link repair. Gene Ontology annotation, cellular component: Slx1-Slx4 complex; nucleus.
AUCCUUGUCACCCCCUUAUCUAUGAUCCUUGUUUUUUACCAAAUCAAGAGUGAGAUAAACACAGUAGACGUUACACGUGACUUAUUUCGUUCAAGUUUAAACCAGCCAUCAGGAAAAAAUAAAAAGUAGAAUCUAUGGUUAUGAAAAUUUUUGUAAAACAAUUUUGUUAUGGCAGAUAAAGCGGAUUGGAGAAUUAACGAUAAGUUUCGAAAACCUAGACGAACCAAAGGUACUCCAGCCUUUCAGUUAAGAAACUAUUUUGCCUUUGGAGGGUUAGCUUUUGGAGCCGUUUCUUGGUAUCUUUGGGAACAUUGGUCCGCUACACAGAAAGUUAAAAGAGGUCUCCUUGAGGGUAAAUUUGAUCUGCCGGAUGGUUUUAAGACAAAAAUUAGCCAUAUACAAGCUUCGACAAGGGGUGGUGGAGUGGAUGAACUGUUAGCGAAAGCCAGGGAGAGAGAGAUUCAAAAAUAUGCCCCGGACAAGCCAGAAGACAUCCCAUGGUUCAUCAAAAUCUUUACUUCAACACCUGAUACAUAAAAAUGGAUCUAAAACGCCUGAAAAAGAAAAGGCGUUAUCAUCGUCAUCAUCAUCUGAGGAUAUAUCUUCACCAUAUAAAAACUCAUUAACCAAAAUAAAAACCGAAAAUAAGGAUGAUACUGACGAUUUCAAAACUCCCAUUAAAAUGUUUACGAAGAUGUUCAAGCAAGCACCUUCAAAAAAAGGAAAGUCAAAUGCCAAAAGAUCUAGUAAGAUAAAAAAUCCUAUGAUAAAACGCACAAAAGACAACUUCAAAAAUUUGGAUGUGGACGCUGAGCAGCUACAAAUGGCUAUAGCUUUGUCGAAGUCUACGUUUGCACAGGAAUAUCCAGAACAGGCUCUUGAGAAUACAGAACCAGAUUUGCCUACGUUUUUGUCUCCAAAUAAUAUCCCGAAAUGUACUACUUUUCUUGAAAAGUAUGGUUUUAAAACCAAGAGGUCAACGUUACAAGCAGAUGUCAAUGGAGAAGUAAUUAGAUUUCAGGAAACAAAGAGACCAAAAAAGUCCAAGUACCGAUUCGUAACACCGGUUCUUUUUCUUCGUAGUGAUAAGGAAAGACAAGAUUUAAUUGAUAACAAAGUUUCUCGAUUAUUAAGCGAACAAAAAGAAAACACAUUCAAAAACACCAACAUAUAUUCUGUCGAACUGAACAGCACAUUUUUAGGAGAUUAUGCCGAGGAAAAGAAAUGUUGGCAAAUGAACUGUUUUAACGAUUUCGACGCGUACAUUUGCCCUUCUCUUGAACUGUCUCCAACUAAGGCUGCAGCAGGAUAUCUUCUUAAAGAUUGGGAGAACAUUCCAGGUAGAGCCAGGUCACCAAUUCCAGAUAGAGUAUCUAAAGAGAUUAGUGAUGAUACUAUGGAAUGUCAACAUUCGAGCAUGAAGUCAAAUGAAAUGUUUAUAACUCAAGAGUGUUCUUCAAUAAACCAAGAAGGUAGUACCAGGUCACCAAUUCCAGAUACAGGCUCUAAAGAAAUUUGUGACGAUGAUACUACGGAACUUCAACACUUGAGCAUGAAGUCAAAUGAAACCCUUAUUAUUACUCAAAAGUGUUCUUCUAUAAGCCAAGAAGGUAGAACCGGAUCACUAAUUCCAGAUACAGCGUCUAAAGAAAUUAGUGACGAUGAUACUACGGAAUUUCAACAUUCGUGCAUCAAGUCAAAUGAAACCCUUAUAAAUCAAGAGUGUUCUUUAAUAAACCAAGAAGAUAAAAUGUGUUUGGAUGCUCAGAGUAACAAAGAAAGCGAGAAUGAGUAUGCCAUCGAUGUUAUAGUAGAUGCAGAAGUUGCAAUGUCGUUCAAAGUCUGUAAUAUAGAACAAGCAGUGCAGAAAGAAACACAUGGUUGUGAUAAACUUGAUAUAAGCGUAAACAAAGUUGAUAAAUGUAUUUCUCCAGAUUUAUUUGACUCAGAUAAUGAUAACGAAGAUUACAAAUCUCCAAGUAAAAGUUUUUCAAAAGAUAAAAACGUAACCAAAGAAAAUUUGCUGGAUUCACCCACAGAUCUUAAAGAUAUGGCUCGAGAUAAGAGAUCACAUAUUGGUGUUGAAGAGUCACCAAUAAAAUCUAGAUAUUUUGAAACUAGUCCAGAUAACUUAAAAAUGUCUUCCCUCAGUAAAGACAUGGUGCAGAAAAUUAGAUGUAAUUUGUAUAAUAAAGGAAUAUCUUGUGAUCCACCGAAGUAUUCACUAGAUGUAAAACCUCUUGAUUUAACGGUUGAUACAGUAGUACUGGAAAAUAGGUCUAGACUUAACAGUAGUGAAAGAGUUAAUGAUAGAACACAAGAAAGUCAAGAUAAAGUAUAUAAAAACGAUAUAUGUGAGGAGAAACAUUUUAAUUCAUGUGAUAACUCUUCUGAUAAAGAAAUAACAAUGUAUGAUAUACCGGAUGGUACAAUACUUGAAAAUAAAGAAAAUCCUAUUCGUGAUAUAUCAAAAGCUUCAAAUGAUUCCGUGUCUGAAUCCAGUAAACAAAGUCAAAGGAAAAACUUAUACAAAAACAAACCAUAUAAUGGUGAACCGACUAAAAGUUCGAUUCAGAAUAUUUCAUCAACUAAAGAAGUAUUUCAGAAAGAAGUUUUUGAUUUUGAAGUGAAAAAUUCUGCAAAAAAUGAUGAGAAUGUGCAUGCUUUGUCGUGUACUGAAUCUGAAACGGAAUCAACAAAACUCUCUGAGCAAUUACCAGUCUAUUCGAAUAACUCGAGCCUUCCUUAUUCUAGUAAAGACACGUGUAAGAGUACUACGGUAGUAUUGUCAACUAAUCAAUCGCCAAAGAGAUCUUAUCAGAAGGUUUCAUGCGUAGAUUUAUCUGACGAUGACUUAACCCAGAAUGUAGCAAUUUCCAGUAAAAAUAACUCGAAGUCAGAUUCUUUUGUAACUAAAAGGAAGAAACAGUUUGCGAAAUUUUACAGUAGUGAGAUGUUAGACAUGGAUUUGUCUGAUAGCGAGAUACCAAAUAGCGUAAAUUUGUCUGCAAAAUCCAAAAGUGUAUCUGAUGAUAUGUUAGGCAUAAGCCUCCAUGAGAAAAAGAAUAGUUCCGGGUUACGUAAAGAUGCAAUCAUAGAUUUAUCUCAAACCGAUUCCAACGAUUCAGAAUCUGGUCCUUUAGACGCUCAUAAAGGUAAUCUUAGCUUUUAUGAGAUUGACUUGGCUAAAACAACAAAAGAAGCGAUAGGUGAUCAGGAUCAAGAUACUGCCAACAGUGGUGAUGAAUUUGGUAAGCCAGUUGAAGGGAAUGAAGAAUUUGUGGAUUUAACGCAAAGUUCAGACGACAACACUAAAGACAGUGGAGACGUGAAUGACAAAGUUAUCACAGAACCCAAUCCGCAAUGUAGAAAUAAAAAAAAGCUUGAAGAUUCAUCUAGACAAUCUUUUGGCACAAAGACUUAUUCUAGAGAUUCUGGCAAUAUUUCGUGUGAGUUCAGCUCUACAAAGUCAUUGAAUGUAACCGAUUACGUCCUAGGUAUUUUAAACUUAGAAGAUGAUGCAGCUACAGAGAAUAAUGUGAAACAUAGUGAAGACCUUCCAGAUGCUGAAUAUUUUAGUCAGAGCCACAGUACUUGUUCACAAGGAAGUAUAGAGGUACUAGAUGAUGAAGAGUUAAAUUAUUCAAUGAAGUUUAGUGCUCAAAAUCACAAGAAUUUUUAUAAUCUAACUAAUUUUGAUGAUAUGUGUGUUGGUCAUGGUAAUGAACCUAAGGAUAUUGAGGCGGUACAUUUAGAACUGAAGAAUAAAUACUGCCAACAGAACAAUAUUGAUGAUGACCAUGAUGAUAAUGGUAAAGAAAUAUCUGAGGAGCCCGUGUCAACAAAUAGAUACUUGGAACCAAUGGAAACAACUGAUUUAGAUGAACCCAGCCCAACAAGCAGUAAAACACAUGUGGUAAAUGAUAUAAAUACAGAAACUCCGGACAAAAACUCCAAACUCAACUACAAAUCAACUACCAACACUAAUACCACCCCAAAUGGAAAUGUUAUUAUAAAAACUAACAAUAUUACCCCAAUGGCAAAUUACGAUGCCAUGAAUUCUCCUCAAAUUAGAGUAGAAUUGGAUAAAUUUGGAAUCAAACCCUUAAAAAGACGAAGAGGUAUACAGCUGCUGAAGUAUAUAUACGAUACAACGCACCCAUUUGUGCAGGAUGAAAACGUAGAAGAGGUAUCUGAAGAGGAACAAACAAGAGAAGCUAAGAGAAGAAAAUUGUCAGAUAAAUUUGAAAAGACUGAGAGCAUUAACAUUGUUGGAAGCUCUUUAAUUGAAAGUGAGCAGGAGAGCGACUUAUUAUUCGAGAGAAAAUUCAGAAAAACAAUAAUGUCUUGUCGAGUUCCGUUACAACUAGCAUGGUACAAUUUUUUAUGCUGUAAUCCGUCCCUUUCACAAAGUAUCGUUUUAUAUGAACCCAUUCAAUUAGAAGUAAUUCAUUCAAUGUUAAAAGAACAAUCUGGAUGCAAUUUUCAUGUUGAGGAUCUCAUAACCUUUCUAGAUAAAAAAUGUAUUACCUUCCGUACUAAUCAAUGGCAGGCAAGCAGAAAAAAGGCGAAAGAAAAAAGUUGAUGAUGGUUUUAUUCAUUUUUGUAUAGGUCAAAUAUAAUUUAUACUGUAAAAAAUCUUUAAAUAAACUUUGCAAAACUUUAUUAAUUUCUAUAACAUAUGCUUGUGUUAUAUACAAUUUUAUUAUAGCAAAUUUUAAUUAUUUUCAUAUUAUAAAAUAAUAUAAAAUGUUUUAAAAUAAACUUUAUAAAUAAUA